Messenger RNA from Neltuma alba, 1249 nucleotides. Its product is annotated as probable DNA double-strand break repair Rad50 ATPase. The record is from RefSeq and is a predicted model, not a curated record. The coding region runs from base 279 to 785 and encodes 168 amino acids. The transcript is spliced from 4 exons. Lineage: Eukaryota; Viridiplantae; Streptophyta; Magnoliopsida; Fabales; Fabaceae.
ACAGCUCGUUUGGUCCAUAAAAAAGUAAGGCGGAGAGGCUAAGGUUGGCUGGCUUGACGCUUCAAUCGAAAGGCUUUGGACAAAAGGGGCAACCCACACCCAGUGAAUCAGCGCAUAUUUGCCUCGGCCACGACGACGUAGCUCCAUUAUUUCAGAGGCGAGGCAGAGAAAGAGGAACAGUGGAAUCGAGGAAGGAGAAUAAGAAGGGGAAGGAGGGUUUUGUUAAAGCGCUGGACCCAAGCAGGAUUUGUUUUUGUUGGACCGACGACUCGGACAAGAUGAGCGAGCAGAGUACGCAACAGAACCAGUUGGUGGUGCAGAAUUCGGGAAGCCUCAGCUUUAGCAGCCAGAUGUCCAAGGAAGAUGAAGAGAUGUCGAGGUCAGCUCUCUCAACUUUCAAAGCCAAAGAGGAAGAGAUUGAAAGGAAGAAGAUGGAGGUGAGAGAGAGGGUUCAGGCUCAGUUGGGUCGUGUCGAGGAAGAAACCAAGCGUCUCGCUUUCAUUCGUGAGGAAUAUCAGGAGCUCGAAAGCCUGGCAGAUCCGAUGAGGAAGGAAGUAGCGGUGGUCCGGAAGAGGAUUGAUUCAGUAAACAAAGAGCUAAAGCCCUUAGGCCAUACCUGUCAGAAAAAGGAGAGAGAAUACAAAGAAGCUCUUGAAGCUUUCAAUGAAAAGAACAGGGAAAAGGUACAGCUAAUCACCAGGUUGAUGGAGCUGGUGGGUGAAAGUGAGAGAUUGAGGAUGAAGAGGCUGGAGGAGCUGAGCAAGAGCAUAGAAACCAUGCAGUGAUCUACCCAGCUGCUGACUCUGAUUAGGCUUGCGUGGAUAUUGGAGAUGACUUAGUAUAUUUAUAUGUAUGUGUGUCUUGUGCUUGUGUAUUCUGUGGUGUUAAUGUUUGUUUCACUAGCAUUGGUUGGGCUAUUAACCUAAUUUAGGAAGGGAAAUACCCUACAGACAGGUUUGUAACUAGAAUACUUGCAUUUCGUUUUGUUUUUCCUCCGAAAAAAACUUCAAACCAGUUGAUAGUGCUGUUUUGGCUUUAUGUAAUUUAUUGAUGUAAUUUAAGUUAUGUUGCCAAGGGAAGAGGGACUCUUGGCGAUGUCUUGGUAAGUAGGGCUCCAGCACACAGCUAGAGCAGUGUAACUAAAUUGCAGAAGCCUGUCUUAUGACCGUAUUUGGUUGCUUCUGAAUGGAACAUUUAUAUAUUAUGUAAGAAUUAAAGCCUCGCAAUUGUGGUUCCCUUUUUUUUUUUU